CUUCCCCCCUCCUCUCCCCUCCCCUCCCCUCCCCCUUGACGUUAACUUGCUCUACCCUGGUCGGUGUGUUACAAGGUCAUUGGUUAACCCCAAUAUAACCCGGACAACCGAACCCGAAGGUGCCAUUAUCUCCGGGACCAACGGCCAAGGACCGUGAACGAUCUAAAUCAGAGCAUGCGAUCAUAGCGCUGUGUGUGUGGACUUCAUCCCUCGGCGCAUUGGCGGCAGCCUUUCUUGUUCUCUUUCGUCUUUCUCCCUUCCCUUGAACAGAUAUAGAGAUUAACACGCUUCGCGAAACGUGCCACCCCCCUUCCUUGCGUCUCGACCCAGGAUGCAUGCAGAAGCGUGAUUGAUACUCCCUAUCCCGGCAAUUGCACAUUCGAAAACACCCCCGCAACACCCCCUAUCGCAUCUGACUUUCACCUGCCGGAGAUGAAGCCUCAGGGCCUGCUGGCCGUCGUCUGCACGAUCGGGUCCCUCGCCACGGCCACAGCAGCAACUUCUUUGCCCAAUUCGCAACCGCAACCGGCGGUCCAUCACACCUAUGGCGAGCUGCUGACCCACAACGAUCCGGACCCGUUAUAUGAACAAUACGGACUGAAUCGAUCGGAGGAAUUCAAGUACUUCCAGGAACCGGGCAACGAUGAUAUUCUCGGCCACUAUGACUCUCGCUUUUUCACCGAGCCCGUCCCAGACGAGGAGCGGUCCCACACCUUGACGCACAUGAUCCGCGCAUAUCUGAACUUCUUCGAGGACAAUGGGCUCGAGACAUGGAUCGCACAUGGGACGCUUCUCGGGUGGUGGUGGAACGGAAAGGUCAUGCCUUGGGAUUGGGACAUUGACACCCAAGUGAUGGAACCCACGCUUUUCCAACUCGCAGACCAUUUCAACCAGACCGUCGUCCAGUACACCGCGAAGGAGGAGAAUGUGGAGCGCAAGUAUCUAGUCGACGUGAACCCGUGGGCCCGUCAACGCGAUCGAGGCAUGGGACUGAACAUCAUCGAUGCGCGCUGGAUAGACAUGCACACGGGCUUAUAUAUCGACAUCACGGGGCUGAGCCGGCUGGAUGCGACCAAGCCGACGGAGUGGCAAUGCAAGAACUUGCACAAAUACCAGACCGACGAUAUCUAUCCUCUGCGCCGGACGACCUUUGAGGGGGUGCCGGCUAAGGUGCCGUUCAAAUACGACCAGGUCUUGGAGGAUGAGUACUCGAAGAAAGCGUUGACAAACACGCAUUAUCAUGAUCAUACUUUUGAUCCUGAACUCGAAGAAUGGUUGAUGGAUGAGCCGGAGCCGAAGGAGAAGGAGGACGAUAAGGACGACCGGCAGUAUGAAUGAUGCUGAUCGUGGAGAGGUAUAUAUUCACUUGAAGUUUU
Molecule: messenger RNA, 1376 nt
Organism: Aspergillus uvarum CBS 121591
Lineage: Eukaryota; Fungi; Ascomycota; Eurotiomycetes; Eurotiales; Aspergillaceae
Product: putative mannosylphosphate transferase (Mnn4)
Exons: 3
Coding region: 433-1338 (301 amino acids)
Source: RefSeq, a predicted model, not a curated record